Molecule: messenger RNA, 2529 nt
Organism: Ricinus communis (castor bean)
Lineage: Eukaryota; Viridiplantae; Streptophyta; Magnoliopsida; Malpighiales; Euphorbiaceae
Product: O-glucosyltransferase rumi homolog
Exons: 6
Coding region: 326-1975 (549 amino acids)
Source: RefSeq, a predicted model, not a curated record
AGAGAAGAGAACUGUGAAAGAUUGGGAAGGCUUGGAAAUGUCCAAAUCUAAAUCAAUGUUAUUUAUUGUUGAAUAAAAAAAUUGGAGGUUUGUGUUUAUUUGGUUGUCUUUUUUUUUUUUUUUUUUUUAAAUUUGGUUAGUUGGCAAGAAGAGACUUUUCUCAAACACUCGUUCUUUCUGUCUUUCUCUUUCUUUGUCUCUGUCGCUGAGUUUAAUUUUUUUUAUUCUCAAGAUAUGUAAUUCCUUCUUCUCCCAAAAUCCCAUAAACCAAACAGCCAAUGCUGAAACAAAAGUUGAAAUCUAACCAGUCUCCUCUGAGAUAUCGAUGACAAUAGCAGAAGUAGUUGACAAGUUUCGCAACUCGCAUGGAGAUCAACUACGCAGUCACUUUUCCAGAGCUAUAAUGAAGAGAUGGGCUUCGGUUACUGCCUUCAUCUUCUUCAUCCUCCUGCUCGCGGGUGCCUUCUUUUUCAGGGUUGAUGUUUCUGUCAUCGGUGAGAAUUUUCUAAGCACUGAUGGAAGUACCACUCAGAACAUAUAUACUAAUGAAAGUUCUGCUCACAAUGCCUCCCCUGUCAAGUGCGCCGAUCAAAGCACGUGCAAAGUCAAUGAUACGGUGCGCGCAUUUGACGGUCCUGAAUAUCAAUUGUCGGAUGCUGCAUGCCCAGACUAUUUCCGGUGGAUCCACGAAGAUCUACGGCCAUGGGCGAGUACGGGAAUCUCGAGGGACACUGUGGAAAGUGCUAAAAGAUUUGCAACUUUCAGACUAGUGAUUGUCGAUGGGAAGGCGUACGUGGAGAGAUAUUAUCAUUCUUUUCAAACAAGAGAUUUGUUUACGAUAUGGGGUAUUGUGCAGCUUCUGAGGUUGUACCCUGGCAGGGUACCGGACGUAGAGCUUAUGUUUCAAUGUGGCGACUUGCCUGAGAUUCAAAAAGGUGACUAUCAAGGACCCGGUGCCACUCUGCCUCCUCCUGCACUCUUCCAAUAUUCUGGAAAUGAGACAGCAUUUGCCGUCACCUUCCCUGAUUGGUCCUUUUGGGGUUGGGUUGAGGUGGACAUAAAACCAUGGAAAAGCAUGCUAGAGGGAAUAACAAAAGGCAGCCAGAGGAAGAAUUGGACAGAUAGGGUACCCUAUGCCUACUGGAGAGGAAACUCGCACGUCAGCCGUGAUCGAAAAGAUCUUCUGAAAUGCAAGUCCUCAAUCUUCAGUCAUGAUUGGAAUGCUCGCCUCUAUUCUCAGGAUUGGGGAAAAGAAACACAUAACGGAUUUAAGCAUUCACAUUUAGAAGACCAAUGCACCCACAGGUACAAAAUUUAUAUAGAAGGAAGGGCAUGGUCAGUAAGUGACAAGUACAUAUUAGCAUGUGAUUCCAUGACCUUGCUCAUAAAGCCUGAUUACUAUGAUUUCUUCAUGAGAAGCAUGAUACCAAUGCAACACUACUGGCCCAUUAGGAAGACAAACAAGUGCAGAGAUAUCAAGUUUGCAGUCGACUGGGGCAAUAAUCACGCUGAUAAGGCAGAGACUAUUGGGAAAGGAGGAAGCGCAUUUAUUCACGACAAUCUGAAAAUGGAAUACGUGUAUGGCUACAUGCUUCAUUUGUUCAGAGAGUACGCAAAACUGAUGAAAUUCAAACCAGAAAUACCUCAAGGAGGGGUUGAGGUAUGUGCAGAAUCAAUGGCGUGCUCUGAGGGCGGUUUAAUAAGAGAAUUCAUGGAGUCGUCCAUGGAAAUCUCUCCAAGUAGUACACUUCCAUGUGCUAUGCCUCCUUAUGAUCCUGCUUUUCUCCAAGACUUUUCUGAGAGGAAGGAAAAUAUCACAAGACAAGUUGUGAUGUGGGAGAAUGAGUAUUGGGAAAACAAGAAGAAAAAGACCAAAACAUUCUUCUUGAAGAGGAGCGGAGCAUAUAAAUUAGCUACGACUGUCUUCUUCCAUACAUUUGUUAUUUCUCUUACGUUCUUCAAGAUUCUAAACUAGUUGGAAAGUGAUAUGGAAAACUUGAGAUUAUACACAGUUCAGAAAAGGAAAAAAAGGAAAAAGUUACAGGUUCAAAGUGCACUUCUGUGUCCAUCUCUGACUUAUACAAAGUGAUAAAUGGGGAAACAAAAAGACAAAAAAGGAGAAGUCAAAAUUGCAAUGCAUACUGAAUUCAGUUCAAUCUAGUUGAAGGUGAGUAUAUAUGGAGAAACUUCAGAAUGUAUAUCAAACAAAGGACCUGUUUACAGUAUUGUAAGCGCGAAGGUGAAUUGGGAGUUCUUUUCCCUGAUUGGAGUAUUCGGGGCUGGUUCACAGCUAAAAACUCCACUGGAUUCUAAAUUAGUAAUUAUUAAUUUGUUAGCCUGAUUAGAAAAUUAUCUAGAUUAGGUAUUUAUAUGCUAACACAAUUAGAAGAUUGUCCUGAUCAUCAUUAGCUUAAAUUAGAGAACUUAACAGUAUAAUCAUAGAAUAGCAAAUCAUGUAAACAAUAGUAAUUUGUACUAUUUUAGUAGAUGUCCUCAUUUAUAUGCAUACCCUUAUAUUCUUGUGUUCUA